GGAAAUAUUGACUCUUUCUCAGCAAAACGAUAAUACAUCAUCAACUGUUGCUACGGGAUCAUCUUUGAAACGGAACAGCGAUUGUUUGAAUAUGGUUCCAUUAAAAGUCUCCAAUGACUUUAAUAAUAUUGAUAUUUCAUUAUUAACAACUAAUGAAUCUAAUACUUCAAGAAUUACAAUUCCAAAAACUUCUGAUAAUGAAGUUUUAUUAGAUGAUGCUUCUAUCGGCCAUAUUAUGAAUAUAGUUGAUACGAUUGGACUCGAUCCAGAACCUGAAUCAAAAUUGAUCUCUUAUGACGAUAAUUUACCUGAAAUUCAUUCUUUAAAUCUUCAUAAUAAUAGUUCGAAAAUAAAUUAUGGUUAUGCUGAAGUAUCGUGUGACAAAUCAUUAACUUCAAGUGAAAACGCAGAAGACUGUUCUAAUAAUGAUUAUAUAGUAAAUGAUGAUGACGAAACUAAACUUCGCCGUUCAAAAAGUAAUUUAAGUAGGAAAAGUUCUAUUCGUCAAAAAUCCCUUGAUAAUGGUGGUAGAUUAUUAUCUAGAACCUCAACUGUAAAUUCCAACCUUUCAACCACUGAAAUCAUUGAAGAGGAUCUUAAAGAAUCUGAUACCAUAAACAUUAAUAAUACAAAAAAAAAUGGUGUUAAUCGUUCUUUACAUUUUACUAAACGUGUAAAAUCUAUCAAAUUUUUAAAUAAUUUAUUUAAAUCGAAAAUGUGUGAUCAAGAUAAAUAUGUUUCUUCGUCAAUGAAUAACAUACCACCGCCACCUACAAUUUCAUCAUUUUCCGAGGGACUUGCUGCUGGGAAGCUGUCUUCUCCGUCAACGGAUAAUAAUAACAAUAACAAUAGAAAACAUGAUGAGAGAAAUGGUAGUGAUGUUAAUGAAAGUAAAAAAGUUGUUAAUAAUGGAUAUUCAAAUUUUUACUUGGCUAUGCCUAACGGACAGUGGAUG
This is a messenger RNA of Scutellospora calospora, 955 nucleotides long. NCBI's taxonomy places the organism in Eukaryota, Fungi, Glomeromycota, Glomeromycetes, Diversisporales, Gigasporaceae. The record is from the annotation of a GenBank genome assembly.